This is a messenger RNA of Cladocopium goreaui, 9786 nucleotides long. The record is from the annotation of a GenBank genome assembly. Lineage: Eukaryota; Dinophyceae; Suessiales; Symbiodiniaceae.
AUGAUUUGGUGUGAUAACGCUGGUGUUGGAAAGGCCAUCCCUGGGGGGCAGGUGGUACGUGUUUGUGGACUUAUCCCCCCCGAAGCCGCAGGUGCAUCAAAGAUUUCAGUUUUGGGAGCGUCCUUUCUGUCUUGUGGUGCUGUGGUUGACUUGGUGCUUGAUGCCAGUUGCACUGUCCUUGCCCACAAACCUCUGUGUGUUGACCAUGUCUUCAACUUGGUGGAAUUGUGCUCUGGCGUUGGACUUUCGUCUGUCGGUUUUGUUAGGGCUGGCUUCACACACAAGUGUUCUGUUGAGAAGCAACCUAAGCUGGCCGAAUUGCACCUCCAGUUGCACCCUGGCGUUCCAGUUGUCUGCUCUGAUGUUGCCCUGGACUCCACUGCUGGUUUGAUCUUUGAACAUUGCCCUGACCCUUGCACCCUCAUGUCCGGCAUUGCAUGUCAACCAUACUCCAGAGGAGGCGCACAACAAGGAGGCCUGGAUAACAGAUCAGCCUCAUUGCCAGGUACUUUGCGCAUGUUGUACUUGUUGCAGUCCCCGGCACUUGUCAUGGAAUGCGUUGUUCCUGCCAGAGACAACUUGUUUGUGCGUGGCCAUCUGCAGGCACUGUGUGACCAAUUAGGGUACACCAUUGUGGACUGUGCAUUGAAGCUUGAGGAAGUGUGGGCAGCUUGUCGCUACAGAUGGUGGGUUGUGGCCACACACCCAUGUGUUGGACCUGUCAACAUCCCUGAAUACCCCAAAGGGUCAACUUUGGUCGUCCGUGAUCUCAUGCCUUAUGUGCAUAGGUGGCCACCCGAAACAGAAGAGCAGCUGAUUUUGCAGGAAUCUGAAUUGGUGAAGUUCCAACUGGCAGGUCAGACUUUGCGCCAACAUCAGGUGAAACCUGAUGCAAAGCUGCCAACUGCACUUCAUUCCUGGGGGAACCAAACAGUGCCUUGUGCUUGUGAUUGCAGGACCACGGGUUUUAGUGACGAGCUGCUUUCAUCCAAAGGUGUCUAUGCACAGUUGCUACAACUGCCAGCCACUGACUCGCAGGCAGGAGCUUGGAGGCACUUGCAUGUCCUUGAAGUUUCUAUGCUCAAUGGGGUACCUUUGGAUUUGAGAUGGGGAGACAACCAUCGUUUGAAUUUGUGUGCGGUUGGCCAAAUGGCAUCCCCAAUGCAAUCGAUUUGGUUGGCAGCUGCCUUAGCCCGUCAUGUUCAGACUUUGUUCACCACAAUCACCCCAACGGACCCCAUGACCCUUUUGCAGGCCUUGAAAAAUGAUGUCAUGCGGCAGUGUCGAGACCUUUUUCCCAAUCUGCCCAGCCAACCAUCGACCCCUGACAGAUGCCAGCUUGUUGUGCAGCAGCCAGGACAACAAAAUUGGACUUUGGCCUUUCCUCCGACAGCUGUGGUGAAGGAUCUCAUUGUUGCACAUGGCAGGCUGAACCGGGUCCCAUUUGAUGAAAUCUGGAUCAAAGACCAACAUGACAACCUGGUCACACAUGAGGUUCAUCUUUCACGAUUUACCACUCUUUCCAUGGGUCGGUAUGAAGAUCUUUUUCCCAUUGAUGAUCCUGAGCCACAGCCAGAACCAUGCAACGCCCCUAUGGACUUGGACUUGGGGACCCAACUGGAUGUGCUCUCUGAUGCCGGCGACCAUGUAUCACCACAUGACCAUGCCAGUCGUGCCAUGUCCCUGCCAAAGGUUGAGCCAGUUGAAGUCAUGCCUGGUACGUCUGAUGCCUCCGUCCAUGGACUUCUGAACCUGACCCCGCCUCAGCUGCUUGACAUGCUUCCUCCCAUGGUUUUGGACUUGGAUUUGUGUGCCAGUAUGCGUCGUCCGUCUGUGUCUGUCGACAUGCGCAUGCAGUUGUUGGCCAAACAGGAUCAUGUGUGGGCGGAUGAUGAGAUGUGGUGGCAAUUGCAGGUGCUUGCUGCCACUGAGCCCCGCGACACUGCGUUCCUGGAUCCAUUACUUGCACACACAUGGUUGUCCACGGGUACUGCUGAUGCAAUUCAUGUCUGGGCGUCUCGUCAACCCAAAUUCACCCGUCUUGUUUCAGCCGUGCUCCAUGGUGGCCAUUGGACUCCUUGUCUUUGGGUUUUCAAGCAGACAACAGUUGAGGUGAUCAUGUGGGAACAUGAUGACACGGACGUCAAUGGACUUAACCCCUUGCAUGGUUUGCUCAGCCAAGCUUUUGGACUUUCUCAGUUUUGCAUUUCCUGCACCCGCCGUAGUUUUGGCAGUCAACUCUGUGGAGCUGCAGCCAUUGCUUUCCUGCAACAUCGCCUCAAUGGUUUGACUUUGCCCGCCAGCCAAGUCCAACUGCAGCGGAUCAAUGAUGGACUGAAAGAGGAUUUCCGUAUGUCGCAUGAGGGUUUCCUGCAAAUGCCACGACCGUGGUGCUGGGGAGCUGGUGUUCCUGAUGUUGUGUCCUUGGUCGGAAGUUUGCUUCAACAACAUGGAGUCCCAAACAAUGCUGCCGCCAACAGGGCAAAACUUCUUGUGCAGAGUCUAGGCAUGGAAUCAGUCAAGCAAGCAGUCCAAGGGGCAUCACCCUGGAAAACGCUUAAGAGCCUAGCCAAUCAGCAAACACCACCGUUCCAGUUGGUGCUUCCUGAUGAACUGAACGUAGUGGCCCAAGAUCGUAAGACCAAGAAGCAAAAAUCAGCCAAGAUGCCAAGCAACAAGAUUGCACCGUCCAAACCGAUGGACAUUGACCCAACAAAGUUGAGCUUGGCACAGGAUACUUUCCACAUGGACUCAGGACAGCCAGCACCUCAGCUUCCAGCGUCUCAGGUUGGACCACUAGCAGUUGGAGUUGCCCUGGUGACGAUUCAGGAAGCAUUACCAUUCUUGCAGUCUGGUCAGUUGCUUACUGCUAAGAGUUUGGCCUUGCUUGUGAUCAAUGGACCGGAUGAACUGCCGACCAAGCUUUCCUGGACCUCAAUCCGUUUUGCUGCUUGUUGUUCUGUCAACCAACAACCAGUUUUGUUGCAUGGGCAUUUGGUCCAACUGGGUGCUCAGCCAAUUGUCCCUGUCUUUACCAAGGAAAGUCCGGGCGUGCAUGAUGUCCCUGUCACUUGUGCUCGUGUCACCGUCUUUGCAGAUCAGUGGCCCCAAGACUGGAGUAGUUUGGCUGAUCAUCCGUUCAAACAGGUCCUUCAGGUACUCUUGCCGUUGCAAACAUGCAGGUCCGAAGAUUGUCAGUGCGGUCGAUGGCACCCAGAUGGCAUGGAUGGCAACCAGGAUGUCAUUCUUGACGUUUUUCGCAGACAGUUUUUCACAGAAGCAGGAAGACCGACAAAGCAUGCUCAGGCCAAUCACUUCAGUGUACAGAUCCGUUAUCUCAAAUCUCAAGAGCUUGCCCUGCUGAGGCUGUCAGGUCAGAAUGGUGUUUUCAUUGAGCCUCGGAUCCAAGACGCAUCGUCUCCUUCUGAUGAGUUUCAGGUGGUUUGGCUCCCACAGGCCAGCUUUGCCUCUGCACAGCACCAGCUGCAAUGUGAGCCGAUGGGUCUGGGAUUGGCACGCUCUGGCCGAAGAUUUGGACUACGGGUUGCUGCCAAAGACUUCCAAACACUGUUCCAAAAGCUGAAACCUGAAGGCCAGUUUUUGUCUCCAGGCACCAGGCAAACAUGGCAUUGUGGACCUUUCCCGUUUGGCAGUGAUCGCAAAUCAAUUGGUAGGGUUUUUGCUGAGUGGAAAUGGCAAGCACGACCUUUGCAGCCGGCGAAGCCAAUUGCCAAUGGUGUGAUGUGGCUUGUUCAAAGCGUCACAGAUCCCCCGCAGACGGUGUACAACAUGCAACAUGGCCAGGUCAUGAUUUCCAAGUGUGACUCCGUCCGUGCGGGGAUGGCUGACAACGGCACGGUCAUUGGGCCCCAGAGCACCAUCGAGCUUUGUGCCUCCAAUACGGCUGUUGACCCAUGGACUGUGCAAGACCCAUGGCAGCAAGCCUUGAAUCAGGUACCCAUUCAGCAGCCUGCACCAAUGAACUCACACAUACAGGAGUUGGAGGAUCGCCUGGAACGUAGUAUCCUGGAAAAGUUGCCUCUGGAGCGCAUGGAGACUGACCACACUGAGGACAGGCUUCAGCUUAUGGAGCGUCAACUUCAGCAGUUGGCGCAUCAACACCAGACCCUUGAGAGCACCGUGCAUGAGCACCAUCGCCAGAAUUCGGCACAGGUCCAGACCCUCCAGGCCCAGAUGCUCUCACAAAUGGAAGUUCAACGUUCUCAAAUGGCCAACAUGUUCGAUGACCAGAUGUCGAAGCUGGAGACCAUCUUGUCGAAGAAAGGCAGCCCAUACAACCAAGUGAUCACGGGCGCCUUGUCCCAAGCCCGCAUCAACACAUCUGAUGCUGGCCAGUAUACUGGGGUUGCUACAAUUGCAAGAGUGCCCACCCGCGCACUUUGCGCUGCUUGGCCUCAGGACCUUUUUGAAACGGGACGGGUCCAAAUCACUGGAUCGCUCAUCAACAAUGUUUGGGUUUCGGGGGCUGUGAUGUACGGAUACCCUCAAGGCAAGACCCACCACAACGCUCAAAGCAGGUCAAUAGAGAUUUUGGACUUCCUCAUUGACCACAUGACACAAGUGGCUACUGGGCCUAGAUAUCUUUGCGGGGACCUCAACCAUGAAAUGGAUCAGCUUCCUAACCUCCACCGCCUUUUGGAUUUGGGAUGGAAAGAAGCACAAAACCUUGAGCACCUCCUCCAUGGUAGGUUGCCUCAACACACCUGUAAGGGUUGCACCCGCAAAGACAUGCUGUGGUUGUCCCCGGAGCUCAUAACCAGUUUCCGCACUGUCAAGGUCGACCAUGAAAGGUUUGCUGACCAUUCUGUCUUGCGUGCUGAGUUUGCUGUGGAUGGUGCCUUUGCACAACGGUAUCUGUGGCCCAUGCCCCUUCCUGUUCCUUGGACUUCUGUUCCGCCUAUGGACUUUCCUUUGGACUUUUGCACCGGCAACCCCUCAGCCUUGUAUCAUGACCUGUGGAAUGCCCGGGAGUGUCAGGCUCAGACGACCCUGCAACACCAAUGGACUCCUCAAAUGCAAGGUCGUGGCCAAAGAACAGCCCCCCUCAAACGGAAAGGAUGGGCUGCUCCACCCAGGAAAGGACGAACCAGUGACUUCCAACCUGCGUUUCAUGGUUACAAUGUUCAACAUUGUAGGUGGUUGCGGCAGCUCAGGCGUCUUCACAACUACCACAGGUGGGCUUCCACUCACUUUGGACUUGCAGUGGGAGACCAACAACUCCAUGGACUUUUCCUCUGGCAGAGCAUUUUGCGUGCACCUGGUUUUGGGUCUUCCUUUGCCGUUUGGUGGACUUCUCGGUAUUGUGUUGGCCUUCAGGACCCUGGGGUUGUUCCAGCCACUCCGCCGUCCCCGGCUGUUGCUAAGAUGUUGUGUGAGGCUUUCCUGGGGGAAGUUCGGGCCUUUGAGCGCACCCUUGCAGCUGCUAAGACUAAAGCCCAGUCCAAUGCCCACCGAGCAAACCCAAACUUGAUCUACCGUGACACCAAACGUCCAAGGCCUGAGCCUGUCACUAGUUUGCUGGUCACCAAGAAAACCAAGGUCACCGAACUCCGACCGGAGGAUGGUGCAGUUCUGGUGGAUCGGGCCGUGGACUUCGAUGUUAGCGUUCCUUUGUUGGUUGAUACACACCCUGUUGAGGCAAUCCAUGUCUCUGAAGAUGCACUGUACCUUGCAGACUUGUCCCAUGUUACUGUUGGGUCGGAUGUUUGUCAGUCUCAGCCGGUAGGUCGCCUUGAUGAUGUUUUUGCUGCCUUCCACACCCAGUGGAAAAAGCGAUGGUGCAAGCAUGACACGGUGCCAGCAAGUCGAUGGGAACAGCUGAUUGCCUUUGCUCGCAAUCACUUACCGCAGUGGCAGAUACAGGAUACACCCAUCACACCUGCACUGUUGCGAGCUGAAGCUGCCUCCAAAAAGCCCAAAGCAGCCACCGGACUGGAUGGUGUUAGCAGAGCUGACAUCCUGCAGGUGGACAACAAUGUUUUGCAGAGCCUGUGCAACAUAUACCAGAGGGCAGGAUGUGAUGGCUGCUGGCCUGAACAAAUUGUCACCGGCAGUGUGGCCUCUUUGGCCAAUCGGGCGUGUUUGAGCGGCCUGACCGCCGACAUCGAGAAGUGUUUUAAUUGCCUUCCUCGGCUUCCCAUAGUUGCAGCAGCCCUCCAUGUCGGUACUCCCAUGUCCGUCAUGACUGCCUGGUGUGGAGCCCUGGCCACGAUGUCCCGCCGUUUCAAGGUCAGAGACUCAUUCAGCGACGGCUUUGUGACAAGCACAGGCCUAGCCGAAGGCUGCGCCUUAAGCUGUUACGGUAUGCUUCUGUUGGACGACAUCAUGCACCGAUACAUGGCAGUUCAGUAUCCCUUGCUGCGGGUCUUAAGCUUUGUGGACAAUUGGGACUUCCUUACCUGGAGUGCUGAUGCUGCCAUUCAACAGCUGACGGCCCUGUUGGAAUUUGCCAACUUGACAGAUCUGACUGUCGAUCGGGAAAAGACCUACGCUUGGUCUACUUGUGCACAGGUGCGGACUGCUCUCCGAGGCCAGGGCUUGAAAGUCAUGCAUGCCACCAAAGACCUGGGGGCGCAUGUUGCCUUCUCCCGCAAGCGCACCAACCGGACGGUCACCCAGAGACUUGAUGACCUCAGCCAAUUUUGGCCGAAACUGCGCAGCAGUAAGGCUAGCUACCAGUCCAAGCUCCGAGCUUUGCGUACAGUUGCAUGGCCAAGAGGCCUCUUUGCUGUUGAGAGUGCGCCCGUUAGCGACAGUACAUGGUUGACCAUCAGGCGCCAAGCCAAUCAUGCCCUCCAGAUGGAUAAACCCGGUGUCAACCCCUUGCUCAUGUUGGGCCUUGUUGAAGCUUAUGCUGACCCGGAGUUUGUUGCCCUGAUCCGUACUGUUGCGGAGACCAGACUGAAUUGCCCAUUGGAUUUCUGGGCCAGUGACCUCUAUCCUUUGGCAGCAGGUUCAUUGGACUCUCCUCCGUCUUCCCCUGCGGCUGUUCUGUUAGGUCGUGUGCAGAAACUUGGGAUCUCCGUUCACCCCUGUGGGCGGUGGCAUGAUGCGGUGGGAACUUUUCAUCCUGCGUUGGUCAACUUUACCGAGCUUUGCCACCGUCUUCAAUGGCACUGGAACCACUACGUCUCUGCUUCCGUCAGUCACCGGAAGGACUUCACUGGUCUUCAGUGUGUGGAUACGACUCUCACCCGCCGUACACUGGCUGCUCUUCCGCCGGAUGAACAGUGUCUCUUGCGUCUGAGCCUUGCUGGUGGACUUUUCACACAGAAUGCUCAUGCCCAUUGGAAUGAGGGCGAUGGUUGCUGUAAAUGGUGCGGAAUGCCUGAUUCCUUGCACCAUAGGUACUAUGAGUGUUGCAACACAUUGGACUUGCGAACCAAACUUGCGCCUGAGGUUGUUGCAUGCCUUGGACUUUUGCCUGAUGCCAUGGUCUUACGCAGUUGGGCAAUCUUGCCGCCCACUCACUUGGCUUGGCUUCGCUUGUUGGACUCCAUCCCUAGUGCUGUUCCUUCCUUGGCGGGGUGGUUUCGUGUUGGUGUGGUCAAUGAGGUUUUUACUGAUGGCUCCUGCUUGUGGCAGUCUGAUCCUAGCCUUCGUGUUGCUUCGUGGGGUGCGGUCCUUGCCGGCACGUUCAGUGGAAAGGUGAUGCUGAAACCCAACUCAGCGAGCGCGGACCUUUGGAACUGGGUGUUGCAAUCACUGGAGAGAUUGGGACCUGGCAUGGCUGAACUGGUUAAGGUGCCUGCGCACCGCAAGCUAGCACAGGCGAAGACCCGCCGGGAAGCUUGGGUCAUUUGGCACAACAACAUGGUUGACGGCGUUGCCAAACACGCCAAUUUGGAUCGCUCAGCAGAUUUCUGGACUUUCUGGUCAACACAUGCGAGGUUGACUGCUGCCGCGCGAGUUUUGCACAGCCAGGUUUGUGCUCUUCAUGUGGCAGUUACAAAAAGGAGUGUUCAGACGGAAGCGGCUACAACGUUGGAUGAAGCCCCUUGCCCGGCUCCAAAACCACUGCGUGUCUUUGAGGUGACGUUUCAGGUGGACGGCUGGACAGGUGACUUGCCGCUGACCUUCACCAACGAAUAUGGCACUGGGCUUGCUCACCGAAUUGCCCGCUGGUGGAAACACCGUACUUGCAGUACGGAGGCUGGCGAAGUUCGAUGGAUUACCUUUGCCCACCUCUACGUGGACUAUCAAUUGACGUUUGGGUGCCCUGGACCAAUCAAAUCAGGACGGAACUGGUUGGACGCCUUCACUAGGCGCUAUUUGGAUCCAGCGCAGCACGGUUUUUUGACUCGAUUGAAAUGGUUCCGCAGAUGCUUGAAGGUGUUUUGGAAGGCCACCAAUCAACAGAUUGGGAUGGCCCAAUGUCGGGCGACUGGUGAUGCAAUUCAGAGUUUUGUGCAGGCGGCAUCUUUGAAGUGGCAUCAGCCAAGUUGGCAGGGUGCUGAGCACUGGUUAGCCAUGGAAUGCAAUGGCCCGUGCAUUCGUGGCACAAAAGCGCUGCAGUCGUUGCCACUGGUGAAACCACUGGUGCGCUACGCACUGCCUUUUGACGCUUCAGGUGUCCAUGAGUACAACGACCAGAUGAAGGCUGAGAUCCAGGUGACGCGAAGAGCCACCUACAAAGCGGAGGAUCACAUCAAGCAGAUGGAGGAGGUGAAAUCGAAGCAAGACCUCUUGAUCGACUCCAUGAAUGAAGAUAUCAAGCGCCUGACCGAUCGAAAGGCGCUGCUGGACUCGCAGAUCGCGGCGCAGAAGCAGGAGACCGAAGCAGCCAUGGCCACCUUGCGCGAAGCGAGUAAGGAGAUGGAAGCCAUCCAAUUUGAGAAGAAGCAGCUCAUGAUGCAGUGGAGGUCGUCACUGGUUGGGAUGCAGCGCCGCGACGAAGCGCUGGAAAACGUGCAGAAAGCUCUGGAGGAGCAGAGUGAGGCAGAGCUGGCGAUUGAGAACGAGAUCCGUGGUCUUCACGCCUCAAUUCGCACCGAACAGGAGCGGCACGAGCAGCUCUGUGCGCUUCGAGAUCGCAAUGAGAAAGAGAUGCAGUACUUGCAAUCUCAGAUGACGAACUUGAAGCAAGAGAGAGAAAGACUCAUGGAUCAGUACAGCACGCUCAACAAAAGCAUGGAUGAACAUUCUGAAGAAACUCAGAAGUACAAAGCGGGCAUCACCGAGCAAACGCGUUCCUUGGAAGUCUUGGACCGCAACAUGCAGAACGUCUCCAGAGAAAUCACCGCCAUCUUGAGCAAGAUCGAAGAGGAGAUGAGUGAACAGACCACCUGCGACCGUGUUGCUGCGAACAGUCGAAAGCGUAUGAAGAAGAUCGGCGAAGAGAUUGCAGCAAAGGAGGUAGGAGUGUUUACCCGCGUGCUUCUGGAACAAUCCUGGACCUUAGAGAUGUUGGAGGUCUGGCAGCGGCACUUGCGCACAAAGACGGGUGAGCUAUGGCUUCCUCGCCGCCUCUGGUUCGAGGACUUGUGGAAAAGUUUACUGGUAAAGCUCACCAGCAUGCCGAAUGCAGAGGCAUCAAGUGUGGGCUGGCGCAUUGUCAAAGUGGGUGGAGACGGCGACUGCCUGUUUCAUGCUCUUGAUGGCCGAGCGCUCCGCUUUGAUGUUGCUAACUUCAUGACAGCGCAGGCCUUGACUGAGCCGGGCUUUCAGGAAAUGCAAGAUGAAGCCGCGAAACUUCGUGCCGGCAGGUGGGGCGGGCACACCGCAAUUGCAACCUACAGCCCCAGUGAGUGUGUACCGGGGGGCUAG